Exophiala aquamarina CBS 119918 is the source of this 432-nucleotide messenger RNA. Its product is annotated as cytochrome c oxidase subunit 6a. Gene Ontology annotation, cellular component: mitochondrial inner membrane. NCBI's taxonomy places the organism in Eukaryota, Fungi, Ascomycota, Eurotiomycetes, Chaetothyriales, Herpotrichiellaceae. The record is from RefSeq and is a predicted model, not a curated record. Bases 1 to 432 code for a protein of 143 amino acids. The transcript is spliced from 4 exons. Gene Ontology annotation, biological process: mitochondrial electron transport, cytochrome c to oxygen. Gene Ontology annotation, molecular function: enzyme regulator activity.
AUGUCCUUCCAACGAGUGGGACUGCGCUUUGCCCAGCAGCUACGUGCACCCUCCCUCCGAACAACCCUCCAGCGACGCUUUGCGAGCACCUCCGAGAAGCUGCCUCCCACUGGAGCCAAGUUGGUCGGUCCAGCAGACAAUGCGUUCAACCGGGAAAGAGCUGCUGUGAAGGCCCACGCUGCAGCCACCAGUGAUUUAUGGCGCAGACUCUCCAUUUAUGUAGUCAUCCCUUGCCUCAUCCUCGGCAGCAUCAACGCUUGGAAUUUGUGGAAUGAACAUUGGGAGCACUGGGAACAUUUGCCUCCCCUGGAAGAGCGAGUUGAAUAUCCUUACCAGAACAUCCGAUCAAAGAACUUUUUCUGGGGAGAUGGUGAUAAGACCCUCUUCUGGAACGAAAAGGUCAACUAUCACAACAAGGACAAGGCCACAUAA